Molecule: messenger RNA, 5345 nt
Organism: Acipenser ruthenus (sterlet)
Lineage: Eukaryota; Metazoa; Chordata; Actinopteri; Acipenseriformes; Acipenseridae
Product: secretory carrier-associated membrane protein 5-like
Exons: 7
Coding region: 318-1028 (236 amino acids)
Biological process (GO): protein transport
Cellular component (GO): trans-Golgi network membrane; recycling endosome membrane
Source: RefSeq, a predicted model, not a curated record
GGUUGUAUUGCCGCGAGAACUCAGCCUAGCCUCUCCGCUGAAGAUUGGGACAGUCAAGGGGAGGAAAGGGAUUCGUCUGCGAACAGUGCUGCUUCUUACACCCACGACCUUAGAAAAUACAUUGCAAGCUGUCGUUCAAAACAAUUUCCUCCACACAUAACACAGUUUAGCGAUUUCCAUGUCGAGACAGCAUGCAGUAAUAAGCGACACACAUUGACUCCCGGUACCUUUCACUGCUGUUGGACACACGAGAAGAGAAGGAAGGCAGCGGUCUACACUGAACUUUAUAAACGGCAGUAAACCCAGCGGCUACAGUCAUGGCAGAGAAAAUCGACAAUUUCCCCCCUCUGCCUGGGUUCAUUCCCCUGAAGCCAUGCUUCUACCAAGACUUCAAUGAGAUUCCUGAGCAGCACCGCACCAUGGCCAAGCGUCUGUAUCACCUCUGGAUGUUGAACAGCAUCACUCUGGCAAUGAAUCUGAUUGGCUGCCUGGCAUGGAUGUGUGGCGGAGGAGGAGCUGUCAAUUUCGGAAUGGCUAUUCUGUGGCUCAUCCUCUUCACUCCCUGCUCCUAUGUGUGCUGGUUUAGGCCCAUUUACAAAGCCUUCAAGUCAGACAGUUCCUUUAAUUUCAUGGCCUUUUUCUUCGUUUUUAUGGCUCAGACGGUAAUCAGCAUCAUCCAGGCUGUUGGUAUCCCGGGCUGGGGGGUCUGCGGAUGGAUAGCGACAAUCUCAUUUUUCGGCACUAAUGCUGUCUCUGCAGUGUUCAUGUUGAUCCCAACUAUAAUGUUCACAGCUGUUGCUGUCAUCUCUUUUAUAGCUCUCACUAAGGUGCACAACUUCUACCGCGGCUCCGGGGGCAGCAUGAGCAAGGCCCAGGAUGAGUGGACCACGGGGGCCUGGAAGAACCCUCACGUGCAGCAGGCAGCCCAGAACGCAGCCAUGGGGGCGGCACAGGGAGCCAUGGUACCACCACCCGGGGAGGCUCAGUACUCCUCCACCCCCAACUACUCCUAUGAGAACCAGAUGUAGGCUCUGAAGAGGGAGGGAGGGGUGAGAAAGCACAGCACAGGGCAAGCUUGUACAGAGUCUAGACAGAGUCCAGAACCGACCCACAACCAACAAUUUAAUUUCCUGCCGCACUGCCUGCUGGGAGGGGCCGGGCGGGAGCAGCGGCUUCUCACCUGUGCCUUCUCCUGGUUUAGGCUAGUAUCAGUAUCCCAGGUGGGUACACAGCAGGGGGUGACACCAGCCCAAGCCCGGCACCUAGUCCUGGUUCGCACCACCAUUUAGGAAUAUUGUUUAAAUGGCCAUGUAGGUGCGCAGAAUAAAAAAAAAAACUAAAAGAUAGUUGAGUGAAAUGACAAAUGUUUUGACUAGUGUCUGUGUGUGUGUGGGGGGGGGGGGGCAGUUUAUUAAACAAGCUGAAGACAGAAGAUUGAAAAGAGAUCUAGCCCUUUGUCAUUAAAACAAUUUCUGAAGCAGGGCUAGUGCUGGUGUUUUAAGUCAGUUGGCCCCUUGGUUCUGAAUGAUUUGAAAGAUGCUGUCCACCAUGGGGUACUGUCACAGAGACCAUGCCCAUGUUCAGGAGUUCCAGCAUAACUGGAAACUGAAUCCUGUACACCAUGGCCUUUCAGCUGCAGCAGCUAAAAGCUAUUAAAAGAGAAUGUGCCUGUAAAAGGAAAUGCUGGCCAGCAGUUUCUAGAAUUCAAUUCAAUAUAUCAGCAUGCUUCCAUGUAUUGGGCAGUGUCUGCUUUGUGAUUUGCUGGUUUUUGGUAGGUUCGGAUCUUUGUCUCCCAACUCGCGGUUUGUCCUGCUGUUUUGAAUUAUCUGAUUGGAAACCCAUACUGGAAUUAUUAUUUGAUUUUAUUUAUUUUGUUUACUUUUUGAUAAUUUUCAAAUCAAAUCCUCUCCAGGUUGUGAUGUGCAGUAGUGACUGCGGCCGUAGGACCAUGUCCCGCCGGGACUGAGUUUGUGUUCUUGUGCAAGGUGUUUGUGAAAACUGGGCUUGUCCUUUUUUAAUUCUGUUACUAUGACGUAUGUAAACUAUUAUGUAAUAGUAAGAUGUGAUAUAAACAUGUAGAUGUAUAGAAAGAGUGUGAGCUUAUUCCUGUCCUGGAAAAGGAAUAUUCUGCCCUUUUAAUGAGAAUUUGAUGCAGCUUUUUCAUUUUGUUUUAAUCCUCAGGAAAAGUGGUAUUUUACUCUGUGAACCGACUGUAAUAAAUAAGCCGCAGGGCUGCCGUUAAAAUGCAAAAAAUUCACCACUUUUAUUAAUCUGUGUUAAAGAUGUUGCACUUUGAGUUCAAGGCAGUUACUUUUUCAAUAAUUACCUAUAUGGGAAAAUAUUUGCAGUAGCACCCCUAAUUAAUCUGUUAUAUACAGUAGACUUGUAAUCUCUAAAUUCUGUUUGUUGAAGACACCUACAUUUCCAUUAUGUUAAAAACAAUCAGGAAUUAUGUAUAAACAAACCAAACAAACUAUAUAUAUAUAUAUAUAUAUAUAUAUAUAUAUAUAUAUAUAUAAAAACAAACAAACAAACAGAAUAGCUCUCAGUCGUUUGGACAGUUUGGUGAUAGUGAGAUCUUUGUUCAUAUAGGUGGCAAACUAAAUGUUGCUGUAAAUGUAAGGUUUACUUUACCUUUCUGUUGUUUUUUAAUGUAUAGUCAGCAGUAUCCCCCUAGAAAGGUGGAGAAUGGUUGAUCCCUUUUGUAGGUCCGAAGUGGAGCGGUUAAUUAAUUGUUCCAUGAUGUCAUUCCCCUUCUGUACUGAGCUGUAUCCAUUACCAGGAGGCCCUCUGGUGACCAAACUCAAAUAUUGCACACAGCUUUGUAUAUACUGUAGUUUUUACAACAGUGAUAAAUACUUGCACACGUACACUCUGAGGCUAGAAUCAUGAACAAACUUUAUUUAAUCCUUAAAAAUAUAUAGAACUCAAUGCAUUAUAUUACUGUAUAUUGUACUAAAUGGUUUAUAAUAUAAACUCAACCUUAACUGAAUUUCAGGAGAUAACAUGUUUGACAUAUGCAGGUCUCAACCAGUAUUAGACAUCCCUGUAGGGUAUUGUUCAUAUACUCUUUCUGCAGGGUCUAGAAGAGGGUGAACUCUCUGUUUCUUUCUGCUGUGGCCUAAAUCCUUCCACACAGGAGGGGAUACUGCGGUUUUAUAAGGUGUCGCUGGAGAACAGUGUACCUACAUUUCUGUGUAUACAGUAUAGAUGCACUACCUGAGUAUUUGAGAGUGCUGUCACUGGGGCAGGAAGGAAAAACAGCCUGCUAGCCUCUCAUGGGCUGCAUUUUAAAGAGCUGCUUUAUAUUUGAAUUGCUUCUUUACUGUUUUAUGGUGUUUGUAAUUAUUCUGAGUAUUAUAACCAUUCUCUAAAUCUGCUGGUUUGGAACAGUUGUCCUCACUCCAUCCAAUCAGGAGACAUUGUGAUCUUUUAUCUUAACUACAAAAUUAUCAGAAAUCAAUGUUGGAGCAACAGAACAGAACCCAGAACUCUCUGAAUGAUUGCAAAAGCCAUACAAUGGAGAAAUGUAAAAUGAAAAUGACAUCUGAAGCUACUUGCUGUUUAACUUUAUGUUUUUAAUUGCCAUUAAAGUUUAAUGGAGGGUGUUUCACUUCGAUCACAAAACUGACUUCUUUUUUUUUAAUCUACCAACCGUAAGCUUCAGUAAGCAUCUUGCUUGCAAUGAUCGCUGUUCAAUUAUAUUCCAUGUACUGAUAACCAAGGCUUUCAAAACCUUAAGCACAACAACUUUCUCAAGUCUGUUUACCCAGUUUAUCCAGCCACCACACCAUAGACUAGCUUCCUGUGCAGCGCGUAUUAGGAUACCUCAUGAUGCCACCCUAACCCCAUACACGUCAAAGUGAGUGUGAGGUUCUAAUAUCUGCUGCACAAACUCUAUAGUGUGGUGGUAGAGUUACUGGAUUUCACCAAGGAGAAUAAAGCCUGGAAAACAGGAAAUUGAGAAGGGACUUACGAGAAGGUUGUUUUGCUAAUUGGAGGUAGCAUUAAAUCUUGUUGGAGCGCACAAAAAAACCCAAAGAAGCAACUGCAAUAUUGCGUGUUAGACAUGCAUUGUUAGCGUGUCUGUGCCGCUGUUGAAGAUGUGGUGUGUUGUUAGUGUGUAUGUGAAACUGUGAUGUGCUCUAUCUCUGAGUUGCUAGGUGACAAAGGGCCUUGGCAGAAGUGUGAUGAUUUUACCUCUACUCCAAUCCCAAGCUAUCUCAUAUUCAAUUACAUACAGUCAUUUCAAUACCCAUUUUACUUAACCUGGGUGCCAAAGCCAUUACUCUUACCCAUACACUCUAGCACUGUACAGGCAGACAAUCCCACUGCAGGCAUUCACCCCACUAAAUCAGACACUCCUUACCUGAAAAAUGCUGCUCCCACUCAUUUCUGCGUAUUGUACAGCCAGUCAGACAUUGUGCAUGAAUUGCAACAAACUGAAAGUAGCCUAUUAACUGUGGCUGAUCCUGUGGUUAGUACAGAGGACAGUAUUAAUGAUAGUCUGCAGAUAGUUUCAAUUGCAAUGAAUCAAGUGCUUCCAGAUAGACUCAAAUAGGUUUUAGGAUGUUCUUAAUUGCAACAAACACAAUUUAUCUGUCAUCUUCACCUAGAGGACUGUAAAACAAGUUAGUCCAUUGAUUAUUUAGACCAAGAGCUGUACUAAUGUUUUAGUCAUGAAUAGAACCAUUUGAUGUGUAUUUUCAAAGUAUUAAACAAAGCGAUUAUUUUUUUAAUUUAGUGUUGAGUUAACAGAAUUCUGAACGUGUAAAUAGAAACGUACAGAUAUCACUUCAGUGGUGAAAGGGUAACUUAAUAUCAUCUUGUAAAAUAUGUUUUAUUUGAACAUGUACUCUAAAAUGUGCCUAUUAAUAUUCACAUGCACUAUUAUAAUUAUUAACAAAUAUAGAAUAAAGAUAAAUUUAAUAACGCCUAACAUAAUAGUUUCAAAGUUAUACUUGAACUAUGCAGUACAAGAACACAGCCCCUCUUACUCUCCUGUCCCCGCCCCACUCUUACUCUCCUGUCCCUUCCUCCACUCCUCUUACUCUCCUGUCCCCACUCCUCUUACUCUCAUUUCCCUUCCCCCACUCCUCUUAUUCUCCUUUCCCCACCCGUACUCCUCUUACUCCUGGCCCCACCCCCACUCCUCUUACUCUCAUGUCCCUUCCCCCACUCCUCAUACUCUCUUGUCCCCACUCCUCUUACUCUCAUGUCCCUUCCCCACUCCUUACUCUCCUGUCCCCACUCCUCUUACUCUCCUGUCCCUUCCCCACUCCUUACUCUCCUGUCCCCACUCCUCUAACUCUCCUGUCCCCACUCCUCUUACUCUCAUGUCCCUU